UGAAUUUUUUUUAAUAAAUAAAUGUGUUUCAUGUUUCCUCAAAAAAAAAAAAAAAAAAGUGUUUCACGAAAUUCAUGUGAUCCUUUGAAGCUUUACAUUUUCAAAGUUAUCCAAUAAAUUAAUAUUACACAAUUGAAUAUUGUAGCAGUAAGGGCUGCCCUUAAGUUUCUUUAAGAGCCUGCCUUGUACGAAUCGCUGAGUACCAUAACAACGGAUCAUCAUAAACAUGGCUCCGCGCAAGGUUGAGACUGAGAUUGAAAUUAAGGCACCCGCUGAGAAGUUCUACAAUAUCUUCAAGAGACAGGCUCACCACGUCCCAAACAUUUCUUCUGGCAGUAUCCAAGGAGUUCAGGUGCAUGAAGGAGACUGGGAAACUCAUGGCUCUGUUAAAAGUUGGAAUUACAGUGUAGGGGACGAAGUUGGAGUGUUCAAGGAAAAAGUGGAGUUUAACGACAAGAACAAAUCCAUAACAUUGAAUGGUUUGGAAGGAGAUGUUUUCCAGUCUUACAAGAGCUUCAAGCCAGUCUAUCAAUUCACUCAAAAGGAUGAAGGCAACAUUGCGAAAUUGUCGAUUGAAUAUGAGAAAUUGACUGAGGAUGUUGCAGCUCCGGACAAAUAUGUCGGUUUGAUGGUUAACAUCGUCAAGGAUCUUGAUGCUCACUUUAUCAAGGCAUGAUUAAUUAAGGAAAGGAAAAGCAUGCAAUGGUGAAACGCGACGCCAUCGUUAAUAUGUAAUAUUUGUGUUAAUAAUGCGUGCUUUGCUUGAUAAAAAUGCUUUGCUAUGUGAGUUUGCCUUAUAAUAAAUGUACGUGAAGGGAUAUCAAAUGUGGGAUUGUGAUGUAUAAACUAUGAUGUGGGAUUGUGAUGUAUAAAUUAUGGUUUAUAUGUAAA
Messenger RNA from Pyrus x bretschneideri (Chinese white pear), 891 nucleotides. RefSeq names its product MLP-like protein 28. Bases 227 to 676 code for a protein of 149 amino acids. Gene Ontology annotation, biological process: defense response. The record is from RefSeq and is a predicted model, not a curated record. Lineage: Eukaryota; Viridiplantae; Streptophyta; Magnoliopsida; Rosales; Rosaceae. The transcript has 2 exons.